AUGGCUGAGAAAGGCUCAGCAGAGCCAGUUUGGACCCAUUGGUUGACAUCCGUCAGUACUGGUCGAGUCGUGGUAGAAAUGAGCAACCAAGAGCCGGGCGAAGAGUCCCUUUUCAAGGUCAUCGGUAAUAUAAUCAUCGUCAAUUUGAUGGAGACGGUCGCAGAGGGCCAAGUGCUUGCAGAGAAGACUGGAUUGAAGAUCGGAAACCUACACAGUUGUCUCAGCACGAAACCAGGUGAGAAGAUAGUCGACUGCAUGCCGACUGAGCAUUAA
Messenger RNA from Letharia lupina, 273 nucleotides. RefSeq lists its product as uncharacterized. The transcript has 3 exons. NCBI's taxonomy places the organism in Eukaryota, Fungi, Ascomycota, Lecanoromycetes, Lecanorales, Parmeliaceae. Gene Ontology annotation, molecular function: oxidoreductase activity. Bases 1 to 273 code for a protein of 90 amino acids. The record is from RefSeq and is a predicted model, not a curated record.